Blepharisma stoltei is the source of this 1002-nucleotide messenger RNA. Lineage: Eukaryota; Ciliophora; Heterotrichea; Heterotrichida; Blepharismidae. The record is from the annotation of a GenBank genome assembly.
AUGGGUCUUGUUAGAAUAAGAAGCAAAAAUUCACUACAAGGGACUCCAAUUAAAACUUUGCGAUUUCAAACGCCAGAGCCCAGGGGAAACCAUUUAAGGAUAAGAUCAAUGCCUAAUUAUUCAACAUUGAGAAACAGCAGAAAUAGAACUCCCUCUCCUACUGCUCUUUUUAAUCAAGAAUCAGUUAGGACUGAGUUAAAGACAAGCGAAUUGAUGAUCCAUAAAGAGCCAGAGUAUAAACCAAAAGUGUUUAAAAUUACUCUUCACAGAGAAGCUUACAGACUUAUAACGCCAAGGAAUCAAGAAAUUACUAAAAAAGUAAAUAUGAUGGAAAAUGUGCCUUUAAAAAUAUACGAUAUUUCAAAUACAAUAACUUCAAUGAAGACAAUACUAAAACAAAUGGAAAAACCCAAGAAAAACUAUUGAGAAUGCUUAAAAUUUAGCCUAAAACAUCUAAAAGCUAUCAAUAUCACUUUGAAAGAGCUCGCCAAUUUACCCAAAUUAAUUGGGACUAAAGCAUUUGGGAGAAAAAAUUCAAUGAAUUUUUUCAAUGCUUGCAAAAAUGGAAAAACUGAAAUUGUUAUUGAUUUAAUCGAAAAAGAUAAGUGACUUGUGCAUGUUUUUGAUUCAAUGAAAAUGACUGCUUUACAUUGGGCAGCUGUGAGAGACCAGCCAGACAUAAUCAAACUUUUGCUAUCAAAAAACGCGUUCGUAGAUGAAGUCGAUAUGGUAAAAGAUAAUUAGACACACAGAACAGCUUUAUAUCUAGCUUGUAGGAAUGGACACUUAAAUUGUGUAAAAAUUCUACUAGCCAAUAAUGCAAGCCCACAUAUUAGGAGUAACUCAAAAAAAUUGCCACUUCAUGUAGCAAAAAAUCAAGAAACUGCGUUUUUGUUGACUCAAGCGAUGAGCCAAAGAAAAACAAUCAGAAAAAUUCGAAAGUUUACUGAUGCCAAACAAAUAGAAAAAAUGUUUUUGAAAGAUCGGCAGAAUGAUCUCUAA